GGACGUGUUUGGCGGCGAGCGGGAGUUUAUUGUUAGAUAGCUAGAAAGAUAGAUAGUUAUUGUUUUUUAUUUUUUGUGUCUAUUUUUACAUGUAAAGUUGGUAAAAAUACAGCAGUUUGAAUAUAAUGUCUCAACUAAUUGAAGUGGACUUACCGCCGAACCUGUCAUGUCUGAAAAACAUAGACACCCUGCUUCGGUGUCCUAUCUGCUUUGAGUUUAUCAACAUCACCAUGAUGACUCAGUGCUCUCACAACUUUUGUUCCCUCUGCAUACGGCAAUUUCUCUCCUACAAGUUAGUGUGUCCUGUUUGCAACUUGCCAUCGACUGCACAAGACCUGAGGAACAACAGAUUAAUAGAUGAGUUAGUUCAGAGCUUCCAAAAUGCAAGGCAACAGCUGUGUCAGGCAAAUUUUGAAUCACCCCCCAUUUCCCCUGAAAACCCAGCUAUGAUGGUCAAAGGCAAAGCAGCGAGACAAAAGGUCUUAAAAAAGGAAGCAACCACCCUCAGCCAAUUUUUCCAGAAAAGGGCCCCCGUGAUGACUCUGUCAGGGGCCCAAACAGAUCUUCAGCGUAACUUCUCCGUCAAAGAAGAACCUAUGGAGGUGCAAUUUCAGCAGCCCAACAGCCUCCAGCAGGAAAUUGGAGAGGAUACGACAGGAAUGGUGAAAGAAGAGAAGAUGAAUGUAGCAGUUUUUCCCUCCACAUCACAAAAUAAUGCAGGAAUAAAAGUUGAGUGUCCUGUCUGUGGAGUGGGUGUGUCCGAGCAGCACAUUAAUAAACAUCUAGACACGUGCUUGAACCGAGACGAUAAGAAGGAGGGAUUGAGAAGUGGUGGGAGGCGUAAGGCCAUGCCUAAGCUGUUGUACACUCUCAUUAGUGUUCCAAAGCUGAAGAAAAUGCUUAAAGAAUGCCACCUGUCCACUCAGGGCCGCAGAGAUCAGCUCACUCGACGCCAUCAGGAAUUCACGCACAUCUAUAACGCACAGUGUGAUGCACUCAACCCCAAAUCCGCUGAAGAGAUCGCUAAAGAUGUUGAAAACAAUGAGAGGAUGAGGAAUCAGGUGGACAGCAAACGGAAACCUGUAAUUGUCACGACGAAGAAUCAAACGGCUGACGAAAUUGAGGAGUUGCAUUCAAUGUACCGGAAGCAGCACAGUAGCGAAUUUUCCCGUUUAAUCGCCCAGGUCAGAGGUCGUCUGGAGACUUCCAAGAGAACACGGAUCAAACAGGAAGAGGGGCUGUCAACACAGGAGACAUACUUAAAAGCUGCUCAUAACAGCAUUCACAACAUUACCCAGCCUUUAUUUUCCACAAUGCUGAAGGUAAAGAGUGAAGAGAGGGACAUGGUAAUUGAGCUUCCAUCAAGAUCACCAAGCCCUGCAAUCAGUGAUGUGUCAGUCAGCAGAACAACACGUGAUGUAAUAAAGAAAACACCGCUAUUAAUCCUUGAGAUUUCCAACCCAGCAUACAGCUCCAUCUCAGAUGUUUUCGGUUGAAGACCCGACAGCAGCUUCUGAACCUGUUGCCCCAGACAAAAUCCCUUCAUCCACAGUCAUCUAAUGAAGGCACAGAGUCUAGCCAGUUGUUGGCUUGGAUCAGAUAUCUCUUGUUCCUGCACAUCUGGAGCGUGUAAGACCUUCCUUCAAUGUGUCCAUAUUGAGAGGGCUUGUUCUUCUUUGAUGGAGCAGUGCCUCCCACCAUGAGCCACUCACUGGGGGAUAAAAUUUGCAGGCAGUAGCUGCUUUCUCACUAGUUCAGUUCUGUCUAAAUACAACAUACACCCAUCCAUUUCUCCCAGGUUUUGAGGAUCCAUCUCAGGACUCUAUAUGAAACCCAUCAGGGUUUUCUAUUACCGGUAUAUGUUUUUACUGCUGAUAAUUUUUAUUGUGGCUAUGUCAAACAUGGUAUUAAAUCUGGGCUGUUACUAAAAAGUAGUGGUGUUUUUGUAUAGUAUAGUCAAGUAGAAGUAGGAAGAAUUGUUAAUCAGUCCCGCAAUUUUUCCGUAUAAACUGUAAAUUUGAGGUUUUCUCCAUAAUGACAGCGGCAAAACAAAUGCUCAGAAAGCUUGAAGCAGUCGAUACAUUUCCAACUGCACAGCAACCAUUGUAUCAUCUCCACAGUUUAGAAUAAGCAUCUACUUCUUGUCUUCUCUGUCACUUUGUGUCAUUAACCCUGCAUGGGCAAAAAUUUACAUUAGCCAUUAUGCAAAUUUUAAAGUGAAACUGGAACGCUUUGCGUUCAUACGAAUGUUAAAGUAAAACCGGUAUGUUUUGUCUUCACUGUCGAAAGCCUCAUCUAAACUUUUAAACGGUGCGUUGGAGGGUUGAAAAUUAACAAAAAAAAUUCAAUUCUGUUACAGCCCUUAUUUAUUUGUGAAAAUAGUCCUCUUGCUCUAUCAGCCUAUUGGCUGAGGUGUGAAUUGGGGCUUUGAGAACACAUCAGCUCAAUUUAUUUCAGUGUAAUUUAAAGGGGAAGUAGAAAACUGGAAUGGAGGAGGGAAACUUAUUCUUUUGUAAUUUAUUGUUUUGUACAUUUAUAAUUUAGCUUUUAUUUCAAACAACUUUGGAACAACACCUGUACAACUGCCUUUAAUGCCCCAGAUUGACACUUAGUGCUGCUCUUGUAAGGCUAAAAAAAACAACGGCAUUUUAAACAGUAAUGUCACAGACUUUUGACAUCUAUCCUCUGACAGUAGCCUAACCACAAUUACCAACUUUGCAAGUCAGCCCCUUUCAAUGCCUGAAUCAAACAGUUUGGCUGUUCAAAAGUGGAUUGAUUCUUAAUAAAAAAGAUAUUGCCUAGUUCUCCACCUACUGUAGAAAUUCUGGGUUUAUGGACAGUAUAGCUCAAAAAACUUGUUUUGAAGUAUGAUUUGAAAAUCCACCAGAAAUACUUUAUCUCGGCACCUUGUUUCCACAUACUGUUAUUUGGGACAUAAUCGUUAUCAGUGAUCGACCCAUAGGCAUGAUAUGCCUAUUAAUUAAUCACAAUUGAUCACAUAUUUGCUCAGAAAGCACCUCAAACAACAAUAACAUGACAUUUAAUUACAUGUAAUUUUAAAAUAUUUAUAAAUAUAUUUAAUAAAUACAAAAACUUUAAAAUGCAUAACAUUGUGGCAGACGAGUAAAGCAUUGAUAAGACGAUACAAAUGUGGCUUCAGAAGGCAAAAUAUUAUUUAUUUCCAUAUUAAUAAACAUAAGGCCUAAAGUCCACAGCCAUCGAUUUUGCAAUUGAAUUCGUAAAUCUGUCUGAGGUUGAUUUAUUAUGAGGGCUUUUCUAUGCACACGUCAGUGUACACAUGCAUCAGACGGCCGCUUUUGGAGCAUCUCACUUUGGUUGCAUCGUGUGAAACAUCGUUUUAAGGUCAUUGUAAGUUAAAUGUAAUUUGAAACAAACAAUCCCUGCAUUUGGAAUUGUGCUCUAACCAGCUGUGGUUAAACGUACAAACGCGCUCUCAUCUUGUGCUGUUGCUAGUGUCAAGCACGCCUGAGUGUGGUUUGUUCUCUGUAUAAAUUGCGUGUUGCCUGUACAGCUUAAUAAAAUUACAGUCUUAUUAUAGAAUCUUAUUACAGUUCAGGGACAUGAUUAUUUGCAUCAUUUUUUAAUGCUUAAUUUUUUUAUAUAAUUAAUCGUGCUGAAUUAUCAUGUUAAAUCGACAGCCAUAUGCGUUAGUAUAUUAACAAGGUUGGUCAGUAGAUUUUGGCACCGAUACAAAGGGGAAACUGCCACUUCUGUUAAUUUUCAGAGUCAACAGGUAAUCAAUUUAAUGCAAAUAAUCUCAGACUAGCCAAAUAUUGGCUACUUAUGGCUAUUUAUAUCACUAAUUGGGAUGGAAUGUAUGCAAACUGGAAUGUGUUCAAAAGUGUAAUUCUUUAAUUUUUUUUUUUUUUUUUUUUUUUUUUUUUUUCUCUAUUAACACAACAAUUAACAUUGGUUAAUGGAAGCUAGUUAAAAUUAAAUGAAUGCUCUUUGGCUGAUCAUUACCAGUGGUCUGUUGUGGUUUACUUAGAUGAAUGGGAGCAAGUUACAAUUUUUUUAUUUUAAAUAAUAAAUGUUUCCCUUCAGUAUAUUAAAAUCUUGCAGAAACUUUUAAGUUAAUAUAAAAGAAAUGUGCAUAUAGGUCUCGACUGUUUCAGUGUUCUGUCAGAAGUGAAGUGUUGCAUCUCUGAGCUGUUUCUGAAAGUCUGUGCCCAAACACACGAACAUUGAGAGAUUUUAUGCAUUUCCAGAAUAGAUAAGCCUUUUAAUGCCCCCAUUGUUAUGUUUAUGAAACAUUAAAAUCCCUCCACUCAGUCUCUGUUUGGUUAAACCUUCAUGAAGACAUAUGGCUGCCUUUGUGUCCAAGGCGAUUUCAUUCGUUCUCUUUUUGAACUGGCGGAUUAGAGUCAUAAGAAAGCGCUCAAUGUCACUCACUGUUUCUCACAUGCUUUGUGAUUCAUGAACCAGGGGGCUGAAAGGACUGACUUGUUUGUGUUCUCAUUAAGCAUAUGGAUAAAAUAUUUCAGCUAUGGCUCUUAGAAGGCUUAUCUGCAAGGAUUCAGCUCCUGCUUUAUUGUGAUGAAUCUGUUUGCAAAGACAAAAAAGAUGAAAGGAGAGAAUUGUGUGGAAGGUAAACAGUACAGGUGUAUUUGAGCACCACCAAUUCUUGCGCACAAUUCUCCCCUCAACAUUUCACUUUAUGUAUAUAUGCAUGGCACAAAUUCCAUAACUGGAAAUUUGUUGAGGUCCAUCUAAGACAAUGACCACGAUUCUGUGUUUUUGAGGGUAAACAUUUUAUGGAGCCUUUCAUGUUAAAGUUUAAGUGACUCCAUAUGGACAUCUGUGGGGUGUUAUGAAGGUCGGUCUGGGAGUUGGGAGUGGAAAUCUGUUAUCCAGAUGUUUUCUGUGAGAGUAAGGGAUGAAGAGGACCUCUUACACCAAGAAAGAGAGGCCUUACUCUUAUUUGUCCGCAGUCCUCAGACCUGUCUCUUACAAUCUGCCUUGUUCUUCCUCUCACUGUUUGGCUCAGUUUCUCUUUCUGUCUCAAAAGUAUCCAAUACAGUGCUGUGAAAAAUUAUUUACCCCCUUCCUGAUUUUUAUUAUUUAUUUUUUUCAUACUAAAUUGUUUUAGAUCUUCAAAGUAAACACAAAAUACAGUUUUCAAAUAUAUAUAUGACUUACUCCUAUACUUUGGAUCAUUGUCUUGCUGCGUAAUCCAGUUGCGCUUGAGCUUCCACUCACGGAUUGAUGACCGGAUGUUCUCCUUUAGAAUUUUCUGGAAGAGAGCAGAAUUCAUGUUUCUCUCAAUUAUUGCAAGUCUCUCUGGCACUAAAGCAGCAAAGCAUGCACCAUCAGUGCCACCACCAUGCUUGACCGUAGGUAUGAUGUUUUUUUGUGUGUGUAUAAUUCUGUGUUUGAUUUAUGCCAGAUGUAACGGGACCCGUGUCUUUCAAACAGUUCCACUUUUGACUCAUCGGUCCACAGAACAUUCUCACAAAAUAGGCUUCCCUCGAUAUUGCGGAGCACAGACCUCAAAACAGAUGUGACCAAUUUCAAUUCUAGUUAGACUUUUCUAGUUUAAAGCAUUACGUAGGAAGUCAAGUCGAGCCUCUCAAACAGUAGGCAGCCCUGACAUGCCAAACAGCACUGAGGAAAAGAGCAACACUGCGCUAUGCGCAAUUUUCAUUAUACAUCACCUUUACAAAAUUGUUUCACGAUUUUACAUGAGUAAAAGUAACUGUUAUAUUUUGACAAUGUUAUAGUUUCAUAUGAAAUAAUCUAAAGGUGAGUUAAUAAUGUGCUUUUUGUUUGUGUUUUGUUUAUAACUGAAAUCAGUUACUCUGAAACAUGGAAAAUGUGUAGAGACAUAGAGAAUUAAAGUUAUUAUUUACAUUUAGUUAUGUAAUUAAUUAUGUGUGAUUUGAAUUAAGGUUGCAUUAAAACUCAGAACCACCAAUCUAUCGGUAUCGGCAGAUGUUGUUCUAAAUAAUUGGAUAUCGGUAUAAGCACACAAAUUUAGUAUUGGUGCAUCCCUAAUAAAU
Molecule: messenger RNA, 6020 nt
Organism: Myxocyprinus asiaticus (Chinese sucker)
Lineage: Eukaryota; Metazoa; Chordata; Actinopteri; Cypriniformes; Catostomidae
Gene: rad18
Product: RAD18 E3 ubiquitin protein ligase
Exons: 14
Coding region: 126-1496 (456 amino acids)
Biological process (GO): DNA damage tolerance; protein monoubiquitination
Cellular component (GO): nucleus; Rad6-Rad18 complex
Molecular function (GO): single-stranded DNA binding; ubiquitin protein ligase activity
Source: RefSeq, a predicted model, not a curated record